UCAUGGCAAUGACCGGUCCAGCACCUUGCUCGUCCAUGAGCAAUCACACCAAGGAACGAGUUACAAUGACAAAAGUGACUCUAGAAAAUUUCUACAGCAAUCUGAUUGCACAGCAUGAAGAACGGGAAAUGAGACAAAAGAAAUUAGAAAAAGUGAUGGAAGAAGAAGGCUUAAAAGAUGAAGAGAAAAGAAUCAGGAGGUCAGCACAUGCUCGAAAAGAAACAGAGUUUCUGCGCCUAAAAAGGACAAGACUUGGGUUGGAAGAUUUUGAGUCUUUAAAAGUAAUAGGCAGAGGAGCAUUUGGAGAGGUACGGCUUGUUCAGAAAAAAGACACAGGGCAUGUAUACGCAAUGAAAAUCUUACGCAAAGCAGACAUGCUUGAAAAAGAACAGGUUGGCCAUAUUCGGGCAGAGCGUGACAUUCUCGUGGAGGCAGACAGUUUGUGGGUUGUAAAAAUGUUCUAUAGCUUUCAGGAUAAGCUAAACCUCUACCUAAUAAUGGAGUUCCUUCCUGGAGGAGACAUGAUGACAUUACUGAUGAAAAAAGAUACCCUGACAGAAGAGGAGACUCAGUUUUACAUUGCAGAGACUGUGCUAGCUAUUGAUUCAAUUCAUCAGCUGGGUUUUAUUCAUCGUGAUAUCAAGCCAGAUAAUCUCCUUUUGGACAGUAAAGGGCACGUGAAGCUAUCAGACUUCGGUCUCUGCACUGGGCUAAAGAAAGCUCAUAGAACUGAGUUCUAUAGAAAUUUGAGCCACAGUCUUCCCAGCGACUUUACUUUUCAGAAUAUGAAUUCCAAAAGGAAAGCAGAGACUUGGAAAAGAAACCGACGGCAGUUGGCUUUCUCUACUGUGGGAACUCCAGAUUAUAUUGCUCCAGAGGUCUUCAUGCAGACUGGCUAUAAUAAACUGUGUGACUGGUGGUCACUUGGGGUCAUUAUGUACGAGAUGCUAAUUGGUUAUCCUCCUUUCUGCUCAGAGACUCCUCAAGAAACAUAUAAGAAAGUGAUGAAUUGGAAAGAGACUCUAAUAUUCCCUCCAGAAGUUCCAAUCUCUGAAAGAGCUAAAGAUCUUAUUCUAAGAUUUUGCUGUGAAUGGGAACACCGAAUCGGUGCCCCAGGUGUUGAAGAAAUCAAAACAAACCAUUUUUUUGAAGGGGUCGACUGGGAGCAUAUCAGGGAGAGGCCUGCUGCAAUAUCAAUAGAAAUUAAAAGUAUUGACGAUACUUCAAACUUUGAUGAAUUUCCAGAAUCUGAUAUUCUUAAACCAGCAGUGACCACAAGUAACCAUCCAGAGACAGACUACAAGAAUAAAGACUGGGUCUUUAUUAAUUACACAUACAAGCGUUUUGAGGGCUUGACAGCUCGAGGGGCAAUACCAUCCUACAUGAAAGCAGGAAAGUAGUGACUCAUAACAAGACUAUUUCUGAGCCUUGGUUCUUGCUUGUCAGCACAAAUUCUUUUUCUAGCCUUCCAAGCUUUACCCACAAACUGUGAACUCAAAGAGUGCAGGAUAACAUCUUUAUGCACUGUUUACAUAAAAAUGGAUCUAUCAUGGGAAUAUUUCUACAAAUGGCGUUUGUGGCCUGCAU
This is a messenger RNA of Euleptes europaea (tarantolino), 1587 nucleotides long. RefSeq names its product serine/threonine kinase 38 (gene STK38). The transcript is spliced from 13 exons. Bases 3 to 1400 code for a protein of 465 amino acids. The record is from RefSeq and is a predicted model, not a curated record. Gene Ontology annotation, biological process: intracellular signal transduction; peptidyl-serine phosphorylation. Gene Ontology annotation, molecular function: ATP binding; protein serine/threonine kinase activity. Lineage: Eukaryota; Metazoa; Chordata; Lepidosauria; Squamata; Sphaerodactylidae.